Helianthus annuus (common sunflower) is the source of this 933-nucleotide messenger RNA. RefSeq lists its product as uncharacterized. The coding region runs from base 1 to 933 and encodes 310 amino acids. The transcript has a single exon. NCBI's taxonomy places the organism in Eukaryota, Viridiplantae, Streptophyta, Magnoliopsida, Asterales, Asteraceae. The record is from RefSeq and is a predicted model, not a curated record. Gene Ontology annotation, molecular function: catalytic activity.
AUGGUCCAUUUCUUAGCUAUUCAAGAAACUAAAUUGGGGGUGUCAGUGAAUUUUACUUUCAAUGGUUUUUGGGGUCGAUCAGCGUAUAGCGUGGAAGUUGUCGAAGCUCAGGGUCGUUCCGGGGGGUUGGCGUGUCUGUGGAAUCCUGCUAUGUUCUCGUGUGAUGGUGUGAUUAAAGAUCGGUACUUUUUAAUGUUGUCUGGCACUUUGGUGCAUUCAGGUGAUAGGAUUAAUUUGGUGAAUGUUUAUGCUUCGAAUGAUGCAUCGAUUCGAAGGAAUAUUUGGUCUAACCUGAUUGGUAUUAAAAACGCUAUACAAGGGCUGUGGGUAUUCAUGGGGGACUUCAAUGAGGUUAGAGACGCUUCGGAACGCCUUAAUUCGGAGUUCUCUUCAGCUAAUGCAGAGGCGUUUAAUCAUUUCAUCCUAUUCGCGGGUCUUAGUGAGUAUCAAAUGGGUGGCGGAAGGUUUACAUAUAUCUCCGAUAAUGGGGUCGAAUUAAGUAAGUUAGAAUGGUUCCUUGUUUGUUUGGGUUUCUUGGAGAAAUGGCCGAUGGCAUCGGAUCAUAGACCAAUAUUACUCUCUACCUUACCAUCAGAUUUCGGUCAUAUCCCGUUCAGAUGCUUUAAUUCUUGGCUAGAGAUCCCCGGUUUCUUGGAUAUGGUCAAAAAAUGUUGUCUGUCCUUUGUUUUUAACGGGCCAGCCGACAUGGCUUUGGCCGUUAAACUGCGUGGGCUAAAGAAUAACAUUAAGGCUUGGUUGAAGAGAGAAAAGGAACAAUCUGAUGGGGUUUACGAGGCAAAAAAGAACCAUGUACGUUUCCUAGAAAAUCUAGCCGAGGAGAGGGAAUUACUAGUUAGCGAGCUGAAUGAAAGGUCUGAAUGUAUUAAUUCUGUUAUGGAGGUGGACCGAAGGAAACAGUUGGACGCUCGUUAG